GUGUCUCAACUCUAAAGUGCAAGUACUGGUUGUAUAAAAAACGCAAGAAUGGUGGGGAAGCCUAGAAACUAAAAUUCCAAGUGAUAAUGGCAGCAGCUCCAGGACCUUGCCUCAAUCACAUUUCUAGAGAAACGUCUGACAUCAAACGCCUCGCCACUUUCUACAUAGAGGUUUUUGGGUUUGAGCAAAUAGAGUCUCCAAAGUUCGAUUUUGAGGUGAUAUGGUUGAAGCUUGGAUCAUCUAUGUUGUUGCACCUCAUAGAGAGGGACCCCACUGUCAUGCUUCCUGAAGGUCCAUGGAGUUCCGUGGCAGACCCGAAGAACCUUCCAAGAGGACACCAUGUCUGUUUCUAUGUACCCGAAUUCGACUCCUUUGUACAGAGAGUUAAGGAUAAAGGGAUUCCAGUACAUGAGCAGAGUCAACCGGAUGGGAAGACGAAGCAAGUAUUCUUCUUCGAUCCAGAUGGGAAUGGUUUGGAGGUCUCAAGCCAGUGCCCGGUACUAUAGUCAUUGGAUCCAACUUUACUAAUUGGCUUAGUAAACGCUACAUAAAAAGUGAGGAGAUGAGUUCGCAGACAUAAUAUGUGUAAUAUAUAUGUGUGUGGAUCGCCCGGGUGGUCAACUAGUUUUGCAUUAAAACUCACGACAUAAUCAAAAUUUCUAUUUUUAGAGAA
Molecule: messenger RNA, 673 nt
Organism: Salvia splendens (bonfire salvia)
Lineage: Eukaryota; Viridiplantae; Streptophyta; Magnoliopsida; Lamiales; Lamiaceae
Product: Lactoylglutathione lyase / glyoxalase I family protein
Exons: 4
Coding region: 87-506 (139 amino acids)
Source: RefSeq, a predicted model, not a curated record